AAGUGAAGCGUCUUCAUUCGUUCUUUGAAGUUUUCAAAGACGAAGACAAGACUCAAAACCAGCCAUUCUUUCUAUGUCCAUCACUACUUCAUUUAAAAGUUUUCACCAGAGAACACGGUUAUCUCUCUUCCAAAGCUCAAAAUUUUUGGAGUGCUCGUGCGAUAUGGGUGUUCAAGAUUUCUGGGUGGUUCUCUUUGUCAUUGGAUUUUGCUUCCAGCCACUAGUUUUGCGUUCUCAUAACCUGACGUGCCAUCCAAAUGAUUUGUAUGCAUUGUUGGAUUUCUCGAGUAGUCUGCAAAGUGCCAUUGGUGGGUGGGGCAAGAAUUUCUCUGCUGAUUGCUGUAAAUGGGCAGGUAUUACUUGCAACUCUUCGUUCUCUCUUGGAUUGAAUGAUUCUGUUGAUACUUAUAGAGUGGUUGAGUUGGGUCUUUCGAGUAAAAAACUAAUCGGAAAUGUCUCUGAAUCUUUGGGAAAUUUGGAACAACUUCGAGCCCUCAAUCUUUCUCACAAUUUCCUUAAAAACUCACUUCCUGCUUCACUUUUCCAAUUGCCAAAUUUAGAGUACUUAGACUUGAGUUUUAAUGACUUGUCUGGCCCCAUUCCAGUUGAUUUCAAUUUACCUUCACUUCUGUUCCUUGACAUCUCUCAAAAUUACUUUAAUGGUUCUAUUCCACAAAGCAUCUGCGCAAAUUCUAUUAGGCUUCAGGUACUGAAGUUGGCUGUGAACUACUUGUCUGGUAAUCUACCACCAAGUCUUGGAAAUUGUAGUUCCUUGGAGGACCUAAGUCUUCUCACGAAUAAUCUCUCCGGUGGUGUACCUGAGGGUAUAUAUCAGCUGCAAAAUCUGACCAGAUUAACUAUUCAAGAUAACAAGCUUACUGGGCCACUGAGCAAAGAAGUUGGUAAGCUGAUUAACCUUAAUCGUUUGGAUAUCUCAGCGAAUUGGUUUUCAGGGACUAUUCCUGAUGUUUUCCACAGCCUUGGAAGAUUACAGUAUUUUGUUGCUCAUUCCAAUAAUUUCAGUGGUCAGAUACCCCCUUCCUUGUCAAGUUCCCCAACUAUCUCUUUGCUUAAUUUGAGAAACAAUUCAUUGGACGGUCCAAUUGAUAUAAAUUGUUCAGCAAUGACAAGUUUGGCCUCUCUUGAUCUAGGUUCAAACCAGUUUGAUGGGGAAAUUCCAUCCAAUCUUCCCUCUUGUCGGCAUUUGAAUAAUAUAAAUCUUGCCCGGAACAACUUGAGUGGCCAAAUACCUGACAGCUUCAAGGAUUUUCAUACUCUCAAUUACCUCUCACUUUCGAACUCCAGCCAUUAUAAUCUGUCAUCUGCCCUUCAAAUUUUACAGCAGUGUCAGAAUCUAACUACUUUGGUUCUCGCCAUGAACUUCUAUGAUGAAGAAUUACCCGCCGAUCCAACCAUUCAUUUUGCAAAGUUGAAGGUUCUCAUUAUUACAAACAGUAGGCUCACGGGUUCAAUACCCCAGUGGUUGAGUAGGAGCAGCAGAUUGCAGUUAUUGGAUAUAUCCUGGAACUGCUUGGAAGGUACAAUUCCAGCUUGGCUUGGCAAUUUUACUGAUCUCUUCUUCUUGGAUAUAUCAAACAAUUCUUUUAAUGGCUAUAUCCCGAGAAGCUUAACUAAACUACAGAGCCUCAUUACUGGGAACAUCUCAUUUAGGGAACCAUCCCCUGAUUUUCCUCUUUUCAUGAAAAAGAAUGCAAGUGCAAGGGGAUUGCAGUACAAUAAAGUUUGGAGCUUUCCACCGACACUGGAUUUCAGCAACAAUAAUCUUAGCGGACCAAUCUGGCCAGCCUUUGGAAACCUGAAAGCGCUUCAUGUUUUGAAUCUGGGAUUCAACAGUCUAUCAGGACCAAUUCCAAAUUAUUUAUCUGAGGUGACCAACUUGGAGACAUUGGAUUUGUCUCAUAACAAGCUUUCAGGGGAAAUACCGCCUUCAUUGGUUCGUCUCAGCUUUUUGUCCAAGUUUAGUGUUGCAUACAAUCAAUUGGAUGGAGAGAUCCCUACAGGAGGUCAGUUUGGGACCUUCCCAAAUUCAAGCUUCGAAGGGAAUAAUAAUAUUUGCGGUGAUUAUGCUUCCCCUUGUCCCUCUUUUUCAGAACCACUGCCACAGCCACGGCCACACAGCAAAUCAAGAGUAGAAUACAAGGGUGUUGUCAUUGGAAUAGCUAUGGGAUUUGUAUUUGGAGUAGCUUGCUUUAUAAUAACAGAUAGAUAUGUAUGGACUUGGCAUUUCUAAUUUCUGUUCAACACCACACCCACCCCACCCCGCACCACCCCCCCAAAAAAAAAAAAAAAAAAAACCUCCUGCUCCUCGCGUAAGGGGUUAGGGCUAGGUUGAAAUGUAUUGUCGUUUUUUCUCUCUGUAAUUCAAGUUUUUUUUGCUUUUCUGGUAGCUGCCCUCCUUCCUUGCAUAAGGGGUUAGGGUUAGGUUGAAAUGUAUUGUCGUUUUUCUCUCUCUGUAAUUCAAGUCUUUUUUGCUUUUCCGAUCUGUU
This is a messenger RNA of Rosa chinensis, 2507 nucleotides long. Its product is annotated as phytosulfokine receptor 1. The transcript is spliced from 2 exons. Lineage: Eukaryota; Viridiplantae; Streptophyta; Magnoliopsida; Rosales; Rosaceae. Gene Ontology annotation, biological process: hormone-mediated signaling pathway. The coding region runs from base 74 to 2251 and encodes 725 amino acids. Gene Ontology annotation, cellular component: plasma membrane. Gene Ontology annotation, molecular function: protein binding. The record is from RefSeq and is a predicted model, not a curated record.